GUCGGAGAGAGGGAGGGAGCGCGCGGAGAGUGGAGCGUGGGAGGAGGAGGAGAAAAGGAUGCUGUACACGUGGAUGUUUCUUGGAGGGAGCAGGCAGGCAAGGCAGCUCGGGAGCUCAGAUGGAGUUCGGAUCGAUCGCUCGCCCCGGUCUCGAUGAUGGCGGCCGGUCUUGAUCUUGAUUUCCAGGGCCGAUCAGCAGAGACGCAGAGAAUUGCAGACUAUGGAGAAAUGUCACCAUCGGUCGGGCAUUUCACACUGGAGCAUUUGCCGUGAUCAGGUGAAGGGAAUGCAAUUAUCCAGAUUAAAUCGCGGUUGGAUUAUGAUUAGUCUGAAACGAGGAGGAGCAGCAGCAGCAGCAGCAAAUAUUUUAUGAUACGGUCAACUACAAGAACUAGGGGCAUGAAAGAGACGGGGCAAACGUACGGUCCCAGCAGUGGGUUGGGCUUGUCACAUCAUGAUCAUGAUGGGCGUUGGACAGGGCAAAUGCAGCACUGCAGCAGGCGCACAUGGACAAUCAGCGACUGACAAGACUCCGUUCGCAGGCCUCAGUGACGGGGGUACUCGCUUCGAAACCUCCGAGGGUUCAAAAAGUAGUGGAAAUUGUUGGGGAUAUACGUGUCGAUGACAGAGGCCUCCCAGUUCUCCGCGGAGAGAACAAAAGAAAACGCGGUCUUAGGGGAGCAGGUAGAAGGCUUAAACAAUCGGUCGAGCUCGGGAAGGAGACAGCUGACAAGCUCCCCGAGUAUGACAAUGGCACAGAGACCAACAGGGAAGUGAAAAUCGGAGAGAAGGACGGUUACAGCAGCGCAGGAGAGGCUUUCUCUUCUGCUGCCAGUCCUUUGGAGAAAGAGUUCAGCACAGAUAUUUCUGAGGAGGCCAAAGCGAUGAGGCAGGAGAGGCGAGAGAGCUCACGGCUCCGGGUCAAACCGUCGAAGUUCAGGGAGAAUCUUCCCACAACCAUUUUGAAGCCUAAGGAGCAAAAGGGAAGUGAUGAUGUUUCCAGUUCUCUGGAGAUUAUUCUACCGAUGGAUGUGCAAAACCCAUCAGCAAGCCAGUCUUUGACCCAUCUGGACAGUGAGAUUGACAAACCCUCCCAGACUGGGAGGCGCCACAUCAAAACCACCCAAAGGCCUUCCCGAUCCAGUGAAACUCUUGGAAGUGCCCAUGAAUCGUCUUCCAGUCCCAGAAGGGGAUUUGAGGAUAGCGGAUUGAAGGCCUCGUUAGCGGUCGUCAAGAGGGUAAUGCAGAUAAAAUCAGCCGAACCCUUCAACGAACCUGUGGAUCCAGUGGCCCUUGAAAUACCGGAUUACUUGGAUGUGAUCAAAGAACCAAUGGAUCUAGGUACCAUUCGGGAAUUGUUAGAAUCCGGGACACAUUAUACCACAGCUCAAGAAGUCUAUGAGGAUGUUCAACUUGUGUGGAGCAACUGCCGAAAGUACAACCAGGAAGGAGAUCCCAUAAUGGACAUUAUGAAGACUGCAGAGACAGUUUUCAACAGACACUGGAAUGCAGCUGGUCUUCAGGACUACAUGUCUUCUGCUGUAAAUCCAAGAAAGACAAAUCAGGAGGAAUUUGAUGACAAGGUAGAGUACGGCGAAGAGGACGAAGUGGAUGAUUCCGAGGAGGACGACGAUCCGAAAAGAAGAAAGAGUAAAGAAUCGAAAGCAGCUGCAAAGCUGAAGUCAGUGAAGAUUGUGCAUUUCGACACUCCACCUUCAAGAACGAAGGCGAAGAGAAGUGUUUCAGUUGACCAGGUCAUGGCCGAGAGUAAGGCUAGGGAAGACAAAGAAGAAAUAGACGAUGUCGAAAUGAUUAGCCAGCAUUUAACCCAUAAAUGCGCGCAAGCUGCUGUCGGUCUGCUUGCAGCAGAGGCGGCAUUGCUCAAAACUCCAGAUAGAAAAUUGCAAGGAUCUAAGAACUCUAAGAAGAAAGUUGUGAAAGAAACAGAGCAGGCAGAGUGUCAGCAGGAGCAAAGCGAACCGGAGCCAAAGACCCCCACAACUGACAAGGACACCUCAUCACAUGGCUCUCCCCCACCAUCCUCUCACAAGAGGCGCGGGUCCCCGCCUUCAAGCAAAAGGCGCACCUUUGGGACCGCUCAUCACAAACCCGAUUGUAUCUGCGUCGUGUGUCUUGGGCGACGUCGUAAACUAGCCAAGCUUGCAUUGGAACAAGGAGAUAAAGACGGGGAUGAUGAGCAAAUGGUGGAUGAAACUUUCACCGCUGCUCCAGUACAGGAGGGCAGUAGCAAAAAGCAUCUCAAGGUGAGGAUAUCAGAUAGGUCGGGAAAGAGAUCGGACAUAUCAGGCAUGGCGGUGACAGCGUCCAUUAGCCAAAGAGACCCACACGUGGCUCAGCCAGAUGUCUACAUGGACGAGGCUUCAGACCUGGAACCGAUUACGACCACGCAGACCGCUACGCCGAAGGGGGAGGCUGUACAGUACUAUGCUGCCAAUCACGAACUUCCUUUGCGGAAACUGAGUCAAUCCGUUCUUCAAAUGAGUCACUACUUGUUCGGUCCUACAGGAAUUACACUGUUGGGUACACCCAACUCGAUGGAUUACAGUAGAUGUUCUCACUCAUCGACCAAGGGUCGAUUGUUAGAAGCUUUGAGCUCGUUGACUUGGACUGAGAAGAAAGCUGGACAGGUCUGAGUCAAGUGGAGAAGAGGAGAUGAGCGGUUGAUGUAAUUUGGCAGUUACAAUUAUAUCCAAUUUAUAUGUGUACAUCUCGCCUG
Molecule: messenger RNA, 2737 nt
Organism: Marchantia polymorpha subsp. ruderalis
Lineage: Eukaryota; Viridiplantae; Streptophyta; Marchantiopsida; Marchantiales; Marchantiaceae
Source: the annotation of a GenBank genome assembly